GAAGUCGUUUAUCUUAAGGAGAUUAAACUAUUUUUUCUUAUAAAAAUACACAACUCCAAAUUUUUGAAGACAAUAUUGGUACAUAUUUUACUUUACGUAUUACCUACUAUAAAACAUGGUGGACAAAAGCCGUAGUAACGAAUUAAAUGAGGUUAAAUAUAUACCAGUAGAUGAUGGCGUGCUUAAACCUAUACACGAAGAAAAGAAGUCUGAUACUUUUUACUUCUAUUUCGUUGUAUUAACAGGUACUCUUCCGAUAUUGGUUGGUGGAUCAGCAUUUUCAUGGACAUCUCCAGUUUUGCCAAAGUUAUUAUCAAACGAUUCAUCUAUAAAUCCUCUUGAGAAACCAAUAACUACAGUAGAAAUCUCAAUGCUGAUAGGAUUGCCAUGUUUGACAGGCUUAAUGGGCUCCCUUUUGGCAGCGCCUCUUUCCGAUAGAUUCGGAAGAAAGAAAUGCAUGCAAAUUUUUACAUUUGUAAUGUUCCUCUGCAAUAUAUUCAUUGCUUUCAGUAACAGGGUUUUGUACCUAAUAGUACUUAGAUGCAUCUUUUUUGUAGGUAUGUUUGGUAUAAUGGCGGUAGUUCCAGUAUUUGUUACAGAGAUAUGCGAAAAUCAUAAUAGAGCUAAGUAUGGAUGCGUUGUAGGCCUAUUUUCUCCCCUGGGAAAUCUGUAUUCCUACAUUCUCGGUCCAUUGUUUAGCGUAAGAGUUUUUACUUUGGUUUCAAACAUACCAGCAGUUAUCUUUCUAGUAUCAUUUAUUUUCGCACCAGAAUCUCCCUUCUUCUCAGUAUAUAAGGGAAAAGAUAAAGACUGUAUAAAAGCUUUAAGAAAACUAAGAAAUAAUAAGUCCGAUAUAGAGUUACAUAAGGAUUUUAGCGAGAUAACCAAGAGUAUUGAAAUCAAAGUAAGUACUGUAAAUCCAGGAAUCUCUGCACUGUUUAAAAUAAAAGAAGCUAGAGUUGGACUGUUUUUAAUAUCCAUUCCCAUGGUAACCCAAUUUUUGUCAGGUGCACCAACACUCAUGCCAUUUGUAGGACCCAUUUUUAAUAAAGCUGCUACCAAUUUAUCCGGAAAUACUAUAGCUAUCAUUGUAGGUGCAGUUAAAUGCUCUGUGUUCAUUAUUCCUACUUUUAUAGUAGAACGAACGGGUAGAAAACCACUAAUGAUUGGCUCUAGUUUGGGAUGCAGUGUAUCCAUGAUUUUAGUAGGCACUUAUUUCUACCUUCAACAUAUAAACUCUCCUCUUGCGCAACAACUAAGUUGGCUUCCUAUUAUAUCAGUUAUAAUAGUGAUAUUCUCUUAUGCUGUUGGCCUUGGUCCGGUCCCUAUGUCUCUCACAGGAGAAUUGUUUGCAACAGAUGUAAGGGCAGUCGCAUCUUCUAUUACUAUGACAGUGGCUGGUCUCGCCAUAUUCGCAGUGGCUACUAUCUUUCCUAUUGCAGCUGAGCUAGUUGGACUGCACUGGUGUUUCUGGGUGUUUUCAAUCAACUGCUUGGUAGGGGCGGUUUCAAUUUAUUUAUUUUUGCCCGAAACAAAAGGAAGGCGUUUGGUUGAGAUUCAGGAGAUUUUAAAAAACUACAAAUUUGGUUUGCGAAAGUAGAUUUUUAUUAUGAGAAAUAUACUAUUGUUACAUAUUUUUAAACCGAUAGAUACAAAGGCUGUGUACAUCUCUGGAGACAUUAUUUUAUAAAAAUAUCAUAUUUAUUAUUUUUCAUAAUAGUCUAAGAGCUAGUGAACCAUUCGAGUAAAGGUCUUCCUGUAAGGCUAGAAAUUUGGAUAGUGAUAAUUCAUAACACACAAAGGCUAAAAACCAUGACCUGGCAGGCAUGAGCCCUGCACGUGUAUCUACCAGGUGAAUCGAAAAGUGCAUAGUUUAGGGGAAUAUAAACUUUCUCCUGUAAAGUUUAAAUUUAAGUAUGUGUUUGAGUAAGUCAUUUAGAAGAUAUGUGUACAAUGGCAGGCGAUUCUGAACAGCAUAAGACCUUGCCGGGCGAGGGAAAAGGUUAGGGGUUUUUCCUAAAAUUAUUUUUUUUUGCAUCUAACAAAGUUUUUUUUAGGUUUUCUGAAUCAUUUCAAACAGAGAAGGUCUUUAGUCACUUUUCUCUUAGGUUAAUAGUUUUUGUUUUAUAAGGGAUUAAAAUUUUUGAAAAUUGCGAAAUCGGUCAUUUUUAACACUAAAUCGGACAUAUAACCAAAAAUUUCAAUUGUGCCAAGGUAGGCAAAUAUUCUUUAAACAUUGAUUGAUGAAAAUCCGAAGAGUUUUUUGCAAUAGGGGAAACCCGGGCAAAAUGGGGUACUUAAGGUUUAAAUUAGGAUUUAAAACACAUCUGUACCUUUUAAGGUCUGGAAAUAAGCCAAAUACCAUUGUUACAGUAGUAACUAUUUAUUAAUAUAACUUAAAGUAAAAAAAGUAAAAGAUUUUCUUAUCAUAUAAAAAAAUAAAAAAUAAUGUAAAGUACCCCAUUAUGCCCGUCAUAUAGGGUAAAAUGGGGUACCAAAUUAAAACCAAGAAAAAGUUAUUGACAAAAUUCGCAUACAAGUACUGAUUCGUCAUCCUCAUCUUCUACACCUGCACAUUAAUUUUUAGUUCAUUUAAAGCAACUGGAUCAGCUUAUCCAUCCUUCUGUGGAACUUAAAUAAAAGUUUCCGCAGAGCCAGUCAGUGUCACUAUCUUCGCCUUCUGAAUCUGACUCUACUUUUUUAGUUUUAUUCAAUUGCGAUUUCUUACUCGUCUGUGAUUUGGUUUGAUCAUCGGCUAUCUUACUUGGUAUGGUAAAAAGGGUUAAGACUACCAAUAGGUAUGGUAAAAAGGGUACCCCAUUUUACCCUACCUAUUGGUACCCCGUUUUGCCCAAAGAGCAGAUUUUGGGAUUAUGACCUGUUUAAAUUAUUACAAGUUUUUAUUUUUUAACAUAAUGACAAACAAAUACUCUAGAACACAUUCACUGUUAGUUGGAAGUAAUAAUAUUAAAUAAUAAAUUGUUUUAGUUAUAAUAACGAUGGAUUAUUUUUCGGCCGAUAUUAUAACUUGGUUAACUAAAAACGCACAUGUAUUGUUUACAACAAUCGACUAACAGUUAAUUAUAUCUGCUUUAUGACAGAAGGCGUAAACAGGCGUCUAUAAUAUAAUUUCAUUAACAUCGUAUAGAUCGAGCGAGUGAUAUUUAAAAAAAAAGGGGGUACCCCGUUUUAGGCAGCUACCCCGUUUUGCCCGCCUUUCCCCUACAAAAUCGAAAACCCCUUUGUUUUUGAAUUGCUAAUCAAGCGGGCGUGACACUGUAGUAUAAGUGAGGACGUUUGAGUUUGCAUAAAUUCAUUAUCUCGAGAAUGGGCAAAUUUGAAGAGGAAUGGUCAGACAGGUCGAUUUUAUUUUUAAAUUAGGACUUUUUGGCAUAAAUAUAAUACUAGUGACGUCAUCCAUCUGGGCGUGAUGACGUAAUCGAUGAUUUUUUUUAAAUCAGAGUAGGGGUUGUGUGAUAGCUCAGUUGAAACGUUAUUUAUUUCUCUAUUCACUAAUACAAAAAUUAACCUAAUUAUUUAUACAGGGUGUACACAAAAAAUUUUUUCUUCUUUUUGUGUAUAUUAAUUUAGUAAAAAAAAAUUUGUAUACCCUAUAUAAAUAAUUAUGUUAAUGUUUAUAUUACUGAAUAGAGAAUUAAAUAAACUUUUAAAUGAGCUAUUACACAACUUCUACUCUCAUUUAAAAAAAUCAUUGAUUACGUCAUCACGCCCAGAUGGAUGACUUCACUACUAUUUUGUAUAUGCCAAAAAGUCCUAAUUUAAAAAUAAAAAUCGACCUGUCUGAGGAUUUCUCUUCAAAUUUGCCUAUUCUCGAGAGACUGAAUUUAUGCAGACUCAAACGUCCUCACUUAUAUUACAGUCUCGCGCCCGCUUGAUUAGCAAUUAAAGAACAAACGGGUUUUCGAUAUUGUAUUGCAAAAAACUCUUCUGGAUUUCAUCAAUCAAUGUUGAAUAUCUACCUACCUUGGCAACAUUGAAAUUUUUAGUUAAAUGUCCGAUUUAGGGUUAAAAAUGGCCGAUUUCGCAAUUUUCAAAAUUUUUAAUCGCUUAUAUAACAAAAACUAUUAACCUAAGAGAAAAGCCACUAAAGACCUAAAAAACUUUCGUAAUUUCCAAAAUUUAUGCUUAACCUCUGAGUGGCGCUUUCCUGCUAUGGACGUGGAUAAUAAUUUCAGUGCUUUUUUGGAUAAGCUUGUCCGUAUCUUCAAUAAAGCAUUUCCUUUAAUUGCAAUUAAGCCAAAACAUCGCAAACCCUGGACUACUAAAGGUAUCCGAAUAUCUUCCAAGAAUAUGCGUUCUCUUCUCUAUAUCAGGAAAUUUACUACCAACGUUUCUAUCACUGAAUAUAUCACCAAGUACAGGGCAACCUAUCUUAAACUUAUAAAAUCAGCUAAAAAAGACUACUACCAUAACCGUUUGGGAAGCUCAAAAAGUGUUGCAAAAGAAACUUGGUCCAUAAUAAACGAUCUUCGAAAUAAAACCCACACUGCUAAAACAAUUUCCCUUCCAGACCCUGAAAAUCUAAAUGAAUACUUUGUUAAUGUGAGUAAAAAUAUUACAUCAACUAUUUUGCCACAACAAGAUCCCAUUGCUUAUCUCCCUAAUUCAAGAAAGGUCUCGAAUUCAUUCUUUAUAAAACCAGUCGAUAAAUCUGAACUGAUCCAAACAAUCAAUAGUAUUAAAAGCAAAUCCUCCUGUAGUACUGAUGGUCUAUCGAUAAAAAUUUUUUCUAAUCGCCCAGAAAAUGUGUUAGAAGUCCUCAUCUCACUAAUUAAUGAUUCCUUUGAGAAAGGUAAAUUUCCAGAGUGCCUGAAGACAGAUAUCAUUAUUCCUCUUCAUAAGGGUGGUGAAAUAUCUAAUACCUGCAAUUAUAGACCUAUUGCACUACUACCGGUACUCCAGUGGUGUCAUGGCAAAAUUAGCAGUGCCGGAACGCACUGCUAAUUUUUGUUUACAAAACCCAAAUUCUCUAUUAUUUUUUUUUUCUUUUCUUAACCAGUGCGGGAACUGCGUUCCCACGCGUUCCCACACCAUGACACCACUGCGGUACUCUCCAAAAUUAUUGAGAGACUCAUAAAAGCCCGACUUAUGUCCUUUCUAGUUGAAAACAACAUUUUAUCACAAAAUCAGUUCGGCUUUUUAAAUAAUAAAUGCACCACUGAUGCCAUCUUUUCUGUACUACAUGAGGUUUAUCAAGCACUGAACAAUAAUCUUCACACUGCCACCGUUUUUUGUGACUACGCCAAAGCUUUUGAUUGUGUAAAUCAUAACAUUUUGAUAAGAAAACUAAAUUUCUACGGAAUUCGAGGUAUUUCUUUAGAUUGGUUCCAAUCUUACUUGGAUGAUAGGAAACAACUGGUUAGAGCAAAUGAUACAGACUCUAGUCUCAAAAACAUUGUAUGUGGGGUACCUCAAGGUUCAGUAUUGGGUCCUCUACUUUUCCUUAUCUUUAUUAAUGACAUCACUAGUUUAAAAAUCGAUGGAAAAAUCUUUCUUUUUGCUGAUGAUACCAGUAUCACUUGGAGCAACUCAAAUAUUGCAACUCUUCAUGCUACUAUAACUUCUGAUCUACUUACAAUAAAAACCUGGUCUGACUCUAAUUUACUCUCGUUUAACGUAGAUAAAACAGUAGCAUUGUCUUAUAAAGGAGUCCUUCAACCCUUACCUCUUAAUAACAGCCAGAUCAGUACCGUUGAUUCUGUGAAAUUUCUUGGUAUUUUUUUAGACAGCAACCUUAAAUGGUCCCACCAUAUCGAUUUGUUAAGGAAGAAACUAUCCUCAGCUUGCUAUGCUAUAAGAUCUGUUUCGAAUGAACUCAAUUUAGCAUCUUCCAAAAUAACAUAUUUUUCUUUGUUCGAGUCACAUCUUCGUUAUGGUCUUCCUUUUUGGGGUUCUGGUACAGCUGCCCAAUUCGAUGUUAUUUUCAAAUUACAAAAAAGAGCAAUUAGACAUCUGUUUGGCCUCAGAAGAACAACACAUUGCAGAAGUUACUUCAAAGAUCACAGAAUUUUAACCCUUCCAUCUUUGUAUAUUUUAGAAACUGUUUGCUUAAUUCGUAAACAUCUACAUGUCUUUCCACCAAGACCUAAUCAUGACUACUUCACGAGAAAUUCUACGUUUGACGUCUAUAUGCCGACCCCGUCCUCUGAGUUAGUAAAGAAAUCUAUAUUAUAUUCCGCAAAAAAACUUUACAACCAUCUCCCUCUACAACUUAAAUCUGCAGCAUCUUUCCCCAAAUUCCGUAAACUGACAAAAGCCUACCUAUCUGAAAGACCAUAUUAUUCAGUAGAAGAUUUUCUUAAUCAAUAACUAAGAAAUUACAGUACCCUUUGCACAAGUAGUAUUUUUAUUAUCAUUUUUUUUGUCUAUAUUUGGGUGUCAUAUGCAGCAGCUUAACUUUUAAACUUAUUAAUUACUAGGUAGACUAUGCAUUUGCAAUUUACUUAACUUUUGCAAUUGACUACUUCUGUUUAACUUCAUUAUUAUUGUUAUUAUUGUAAAUAUAUUGACGAUUUAUGUAAUUUUAGUAAAUUGGAUUGUUAUUGUUUUGUUGUCUUGACUUUUUAUAAGCUUUGUCGAUAAAAUUGUACAAUUUUUCAUGACAAUAAAGCAUAUUUCUAUUCUAUUCUAUUCUACCUUUUCUGUUUGGAAUGAUUCAAAAAACCUAAAAAAACUUUGUUCGAUGCAAAACAAAUCAUUUUUGUAAAAACCCCUAAUCUUUCCCCUCUCUUGGCAAGGUCUUAUGCUAUUCAGAAUCGCCUGUCCUUGUACACAUAUCUUCUAAAUGACUUACUCAAAUACAUACUUAAAUUUAAACUUUAAAGGAGAAAGUUUAUUUUUCCCCUAAACUAUGCACUUUUCGAUUCACCUGGUAAAUACACGUGCAGGGCUGAUGCCUGCCAGGUCAUGGUUUUUAGCCUUGAUGUGCUAUGAAUUAUCCCUAUACAAAUUUCUAGCCUUACAGGAAGACCGUUACUCGGAGGGUUCACUAGCUCUUAGACUAUAAUAUGAUCAACUGCAUCGCUAGGUAGGUUAACAUUAAUUUGUAUAAUAUUUAUUGAGUAUUCUAAGUUUAUUUAUUAUUAUAGUGUUGUUAGCAAUCUCUGUGAGAUGAUGAUGUAUUAGAGCUCGGAGGUAAACUACGCUAUGUCAUUUCAAGCAACUGUGUUUAGCGUGUGUUUGCAACAAAAUUUAGAGCAGUUAGGAUGUUAAUAAAAAUCUGAUAUAUCACGUAAUUGGUUGAAAGACAAUAUGACCAUAUUUUAAUGAUAAUAUUUAACCAAUUUGUAGAGUCCAACUAAUAAAAUAAGUAGAUUAAAGGAACUUGUUCAAAAUAACACCAUGUCGACAUGGUGUAGUUAAUCUCCGAGGUCCAGUAUUACAGACAUACUUUAGUCUUAAUUAAAUAUAAAUUUUUUUAUAUUAGCA
Diabrotica virgifera virgifera (western corn rootworm) is the source of this 7449-nucleotide messenger RNA. Its product is annotated as facilitated trehalose transporter Tret1-like. Gene Ontology annotation, molecular function: transmembrane transporter activity. The transcript is spliced from 2 exons. The record is from RefSeq and is a predicted model, not a curated record. Gene Ontology annotation, biological process: transmembrane transport. NCBI's taxonomy places the organism in Eukaryota, Metazoa, Arthropoda, Insecta, Coleoptera, Chrysomelidae. The coding region runs from base 116 to 1600 and encodes 494 amino acids. Gene Ontology annotation, cellular component: membrane.